AUUGAUUUUUUAGACAUGUAUUUUGACGUUGAAAAUAUUGGACCUACUGUUGAGCGUCAUACUCGUCAUUGUUGUGCAAACUGUCAUUACUAUGAUGAUAAAGAGAUGAGAAUUAUACUGGUAGGUGAAGACUGUCGACAGAACAAACAACUUGUUGAAGCUGUCAAGAAACUAGAUUGUGAGGAGUUUGAGUCUGAAACUGGGUGUGAAUAUAUCGAAGAUGCCUCUGAAUAUGAUCUUGUAUUUGUACUGUCCAAGUUCAAAGGUGAAGUGUUUGACAAAUUACACAAAGCUGAUGUCAGGAUCGUUGGACCACCUGUCAUCAUAAGAUGUGCCAGAGAUAACAUACCCAUUCCAUACAACUCCAGACCUCAGUAUUGUUUCUCAAUGUUAGGUCUUAAAGUAUGCUUUUCAGGAUUUAAGGAAAAGGCUGAUCUGUGUCAUUUUGUAGAUCUGGUACAUUAUAUGGCAGGGAAUGUGAGACGAGAUUUCAAAAGUAAUGUUACACAUGUGGUAGCUAAUGUGAUUGGUGGAGAAAAAUAUGAGUAUGCAGUUGGGUUAGGGACACCAAUAAUGAGUAGGGACUGGUUGAACCGUGUGUGGACAGAAAGAGACCAGAUAGAUUUUAGAGCUGAUGAUCAAAGUGUGAUGAAGUACAAGUUGGCGCCAUUUUACAAGAGGUGUUUAAGUUUUCUUGGUUUCUCCAAAGAUGAACAAAACCAUAUGGAAGAAGUCACUAUAGAAAACGGUGGAACGUUUGCCAAUGUUGGUGAGGAGGAGUGCACACAUCUUAUUAUAGAUGAAGCCGUGAAAGAAUUACCUACAGAUAUCAUGCUACCAAAACAUGUUGUCAAGGGAGAGUGGUUUUGGGCAUGUAUACAGAUGGAGGCUUGUGCUGCUGAAAAAAUGUACACAUUUCAGAAGGGGGAACCAAUAUCAAAUCUGUUUACACCAAGCACAAAUAUGUCUGGUACCAAGUCGAGGAAAAGGAAGAGAUUGAAAGAGAAUAUUGCCCAGCUAGCAUCAGACGAGGAGCUUGAAUCUCCACUUUAUAAUAAACGUAGGUCCAGUGAUAUGGGAGGUAUUAUCAGUCCGAACUCGUUCCUCGAUGCUUCAAAUACACCAGAUAUCUCCGAUAUUAAUAUAAAAACAGAACAGAUGAUUUCACCUUUGAACUCCCCAGUUUUGAUGAGUUGUGAUCUAAAUGAUAAAGAAGUUAUAAAGGUGACGCCAAGGCUACAGGUUGUGAAAGAGUUUCUACAGACAGAGAAAAAUUAUGUUGGCAUUUUGCAUACACUUCUGAAUACAUUUAAGUCACAGAUUGAAACACAAGACCAAUAUAAUGGUGCUAUAUUGGCAGCACCAGAUAUCAAGUUAAUAUUUGGAAACAUUCCACCUAUAUAUAACAUACAUUGUUCAAUACGUGAUGAACUAACGGAAAUGGUCGAUGAUUGGCAAGAAGAGCACUUAGUUGGCAGCGUGAUUAGUAAACAUGCCGAUGAGUUAGUAAAAGCAUAUCCUCCAUUUGUUAAUUUCUUUGAGGACACAAAAGAGAGAAUACAAAAAUGUGAUAAAACUAACCCCAGGUUUCAUGCUUUCUUAAAGGUAUGUCAAACAAAACCAGAAUGUGGAAGACAGACCCUGACAGAGUUGUUGAUUCGACCUGUACAAAGAUUACCCAGUGUCACUCUGCUGUUAAAUGAUAUUUUAAAGCACACAAAUAAAUCAAACCCUGAUUACCAAGAGUUGGAGAAAGCUAACAGUGUAUUGAAGGAAGUUAUGACACAUAUCAAUGAAGAUAAGAGGAAAACAGAGAGCCAGGUUGUGAUGUUUGACAUUGUCAAAGAUAUUGAAAACUGUCCCGCUACAUUAUUAUCGUCACACAGAUUUUUUAUUAGCCGAGUAGAUGUGAUAGAAUUGUCAGAAACUUUGUGUGAGCGGGGAGCACCUCUUGCCUUGUUUCUAUUCUCAGAUAGUGUUGUGAUAUGUAAAAGAAGAACAAAAGUGCUAAACUCUAAGAGUCCAGCUUCAUCAAAGACGCCACAGAAAGGUUACAAACAUAUAGAGUUUGUACAGCUACAGUGUGUUAAACGUGUGCUAGACAUUGUUGAAUCAGAAAACUGUAAAGAUGCCUUUGGACUUAUUGUGAAAAAUAGUGGUGAAAUGAAGGAGAAGUUGUUUACAUUUAUGAUAGAUACUGAGGAUAUGGAUAAAACUAACUUUAUAACACAGGUGUCUAGGUCUAUAGCUAAUACACUUUGUAGAACAGACCAUGACAAUUUGAUAUUCACUGUGGAAGGGGAUCAGCUACAAAUUAACACAUUAGAUUUAGGCAACCAGACAUUUGGCAAGGCUGCAAGCAGAUUCAGUAGAAGAGUGAGUCGGGCAUUCUCGUUCAAUAAAACUCCAAGACGUAUCAAACGAGCAGUGUCUCACGUGUUCAGUCCAUUUGUCAAGGACAAUCCAAGGGAGUUUACUCCGGGAAAUUUAAGAGGGAAACGACUGGCCAGUAGCAUUGAUCUUACAGAGGACAGCAUCAGUCUAGGAAACUUUUAUGAUGACAGUGACACUUUAAGUCUUGGUGCUUUCUCAAUGAAAGAUCCGCUAGAUUGACAAUAUAGAAGGCAGCGUCGGUUUCUAACAGCCAGACUUACAAGUCAAGUUAAAUACAGGCGAUGCAUUAGUAUGCCGGUCAUUAGAGAAUCUGCUGUGUAGACAUGUAUAUCACAUGGGGGUAAAUCUGGGACUACUUUUUUACUACCAUUUGGCAAGAGGAAAACACAUGCUGUAUAAUGACAAUAGCAGUUCAAUGUGAUAUUUGUUUUCUGAAACUGAUGGCAAAAUGUGUAAAAAUAGAAGAUUUUUUAUUUAUACUAGGAAAAAGACAUUUUGCAUUGUUAGAAAACAUAUUUCAGUGUAUUUUGUUUCUGUAUACAACCUUUUUAUAGGUGCAGAAACUUAGAUCCUGUGUUAAAUAAGCAUUUAUUUUCAGACUUUGAAAUGUAAGGUAUACAUGGUCAGGACCAAUAACUUGUGUGCAAAUUUUCAAAUCAUUUGCACACUCAGUUUUUCCAGAUAAAUAAUUCUAAUUGUGAAAAAUGGACCAAAAUUGAAAGGGCUAAAAAUAGCAGAAAAGUAUGAUUUUCAAUUGAUUUCAAUGUUUAUUUCUUAAUUAUUAUUUGCAUAUCUUUCUGUGUGUUUUUUGCGCCCCAAAUGUAAGAAAUUCAAAUUUCAUGUAUUUGGGCUUUUGGGUUUCAAUGGAGUUUCUUUAAUGUAAACUUUAUUCAACUUUAACAUAAUGCCUGUAUGUCAUUAAUUUCAUUCCGGAUUAUACUCGUAUACAAUGUGAAGUUUCUGUCCGACUGGUGGUAUUUGUGCAUUCGAUACCUGUAGGAAUAAUAACAAAAAAAUGUGGUAUUAUAAAAUGCUAUAUUACAUUUGUUAAAUUGUAGCCAUAAAUUCAACAGAAUAGUACAUGUUAAAGAAUAUUGGUGCUUUUAACCCAUAUAUGUGCCAUUGUAUAAUUAAUCAUAUAUACAUGUACGCUUGUCUAAAUAUAGACAUGUAGUCAUUUAUGUUUAUAUUACAUGUAUACCUUAAUUAAUCUUUAUGCAUUCCAAAAUAUACGUAACUUAAAAUACUUAUGUUGAUGGCUGAAUUUUUUUAUUAUACCCCCAAAAACGAAGUUUGGGGGGGGGUAUAUAGGAGUCACCCGGUGGUCGGUCGGUCCAGACGUCCGUUGCAUUUUCCUUGUCCGGAGCAUAACUUGAAGACUAAUGGUUGGAAUUCAAUAUAACUACAUACAAUGGUCAAGCACAUUGAGAGGAAGUGCAGUGCACAAGAACCAUAACUCUAUCUUGACUAAUUACAGAGUUAUUGCCCUUUGUUACUUUUCCUUGUCCAGAGCAUAACUUGAAAACUACUGGUUGGAAUUCAAAACAACUUCAUACAAUUGUCAAACACAAUAAGGGGAAGUGCAGUGCACAAGAACCAUAACUCUAUCUAAAGUAAUUACAGAGUUAUUGCCCUUUGUUAUUUUUCCAUUGCUUUCUUUUGUCCGGACCAUAACUUGAAGACUAAUGGUUGGAAUUCAAUAUAACUACAUACAAUGGUCAAGCACAUUGAGAGGAAGUGCAGUACACAAGAACCAUAACUCUAUCUUGACUAAUUACAGAGUUACUGCCCUUUGUUACUUUUCCUUGUCUGGGGCAUAACUUGAAAACUACUGGUUGGAAUUCAAAACAACUUUAUACAAUUGUCAAACACAGUAAGGGGAAGUGCAGUGCAUAAGAACCAUAACUCUAUGUAAAGUAUUUACAGAGUUAUUGCCCUUUGUUACUUUUCCAUUGCUUUUGUCCGGACCAUAACUUGAAGACUAAUUGUUGGAAUUCAUUAUAACUUCAUACAAUGGUCAAGCACAUUGAGAGGAAGUGCAGUGCACAAGAACCAUAACUCUAUCUUGACUAAUUACAGAGUUAUUGCCCUUUGUUACUUUUCCUUGUCUGGGGCAUAACUUGAAAACUACUGGUUGGAAUUCAAAACAACUUCAUACAAUGGUCAAACACAAUUAGGGGAUGUGCAGUGCACAAGAGCCAUAAAUCCAUCUUGACUAAUUACAGAGUUAUUGCCCUUUGUUACUUUUCCAUUGCUUUCUUUUGUCCGGGCCAUAACUUGAAGACUAAUUGUUGGAAUUCAUUAUAACCUCAUACAAUGGUCAGGCACAUUGAGAGGAAGUGCAGUGCACAAGAACCAUAACUCCCUCUUGACUUAUUACAGAGUUACUGCCCUUUGUUACUUUUCCUUGUCCAGAGCAUGACUUGAAAACUACUGGUUGGAAUUCAAAACAACUUCAUACAAUGGUCAAACACAAUUAGGGGAUGUGCAGUGCACAAGAGGCCAUAACU
Messenger RNA from Ruditapes philippinarum (Manila clam), 4904 nucleotides. Its product is annotated as protein ECT2-like. Gene Ontology annotation, biological process: nervous system development; regulation of cytokinesis, actomyosin contractile ring assembly; intracellular signal transduction. The record is from RefSeq and is a predicted model, not a curated record. The transcript is spliced from 22 exons. NCBI's taxonomy places the organism in Eukaryota, Metazoa, Mollusca, Bivalvia, Venerida, Veneridae. Gene Ontology annotation, cellular component: cell cortex; nucleus. Gene Ontology annotation, molecular function: guanyl-nucleotide exchange factor activity; GTPase activator activity. Bases 16 to 2613 code for a protein of 865 amino acids.